AUGUUUGAGAAGAAUCACAUCAACCUGUCUAAUAUCACCGAACUGAUUACUCACAACUGCGGGUCCUGCUUGGCUAUACCGGCCGUUUCCUCCGGUCUGCUGCCAUCGGCCCCCAAUGAAGUUAUCUCGAAGAAACGCACGCACCAGAAGAAAAAGAGUUGGGCUGACGAUUGCGGUCCGCCAGACCUGAAAGCAACUCCUAGAUCUGCUCUACCGGCAGCGUCUGCGCCGGCCAUUUUCUCGGAUCUGUUGAUCCCCGCACCUGCCCAAGCAGCAACCAAGAAGAAGCCCUGCCGGAAGAAAAACGGCUUUGUCAGCGCACCUGUCUUGACUGCAACUCCGGCUUAUGCUCAGUCGGCCGCUUCGGUGGCGGUGGCCCCCCCAGCACCGACUCCUGCGACUGGGAACAAGCGCAUCCGGCCAACUAAGAAGGCUAUUGCAAACCCGGGCAACCCGGACCUGGAAACGGAGCAGCCCUCAACAGCUAAUAAGGAACGGCAUUCAACGGCUGCAAGCAAGGUUGUUUCUUUUUGGAAGAACCACCAGGCUGAGGCAGAGGUCCUCAUACCAAAGAAGGCAGGGAGAGGGCGCGGUAAGAAGGCCCGGGGGGCUUGA
Molecule: messenger RNA, 615 nt
Organism: Puccinia triticina
Lineage: Eukaryota; Fungi; Basidiomycota; Pucciniomycetes; Pucciniales; Pucciniaceae
Exons: 2
Coding region: 1-615 (204 amino acids)
Source: RefSeq, a predicted model, not a curated record